AAAUUAUUGUAGUAAAUAUUCAUAGCUACUAUAGUAAAAAUUCUAUAGAUAAGCGAUUCGAACAGUUUACAUCAACUGACGCUAGGAGCGCGAACGCGAAAUAGACCACUCAGUGUGUGCCCCGCGCAUACGUGCAAAAACGUAACCCCUACGUAAUACGAGUCCUUGAAGUUACAUAAAAACUCGACUAGUCUCAAGGAAACGUUUUUGCUUGACUCGACUAUAUUUUUGAUCCUGAAUUGAAAUUUUUGGUGUGUUUACCUAUGAUCAUCGUUUCACUGAUUAAAGCGGUAUUUAAUCUGAGAACAAAAUCGAGAGAGGCCAAGAUUAUCGUCAGAGAUCAAAAUUGAGGUUAUACCAUCUCUGCAGGUCCCAGACACCGCCUAAUCUCAAUUGUUAUUCUGCCGUCAACUUCAAGCUGUAACCCACAGCUCAAUCCAGAGCUUGAGACUAGCAACGUUGAAGUAACUUUGAAUGACGAGUCAUCACAGAGAAGAAAACAGAACACACGGGAUUUAGACAAGGGUGGAAAAGAAAAUGUUGCUACAGUACCAGGUGUUCAUGAACCACGUAUAGAACCACAACACAUUAAUACCGGGCUAGAAGAGUACAUAAAAAGCACAUCUGAAGGCAAAGCGAUCAUCAAACAGUACGAAAAGUUCUCUGCUCAGCGAAAACCUCUCCCAAAGAAUAUCAGAUGCAGACUUGCACGAUUGGUCAUUAAAAGAGAAAAAGACCUUGCUCUUCGAAAGAUCUCUGCAGACCAAAUACUAGAAAAAUUUGUAAUCACAACAGAAAGAUUCACCACCCUUGCCAGUGAAAUUGACAGAAUAUUCAAAUACGAAAGUGCUGAAGUGUACUACUCUCCAUACAAAAAAUCUGGUAAAACAGUAAUCAACACAUCUGGGACACUAUGGACUCAUUUUUGUUACAAAAAGGAUACUAUGAAAGCUGAUGAUAUUCUAGCACAAAAAGAAAUCAUCGAUGAGGACCAGAUUAUUAUUUCAAAUAGUGAGGAAGAACGUAUCGAUUGGUUGAGUGAAAAUAUUGACCCAUGGACUAAGGUGGAACAAUACUGGCAAGAGACUUCUGUCGCUAGACGACAACUAUUUCUGAAAAAUACAGAAUUCACAGUUCAUGCCUACUUUGAGAAAUUCAAGUGCUUGUCUACACAAAAAGGAAAGGAACUGCUAGAAUUAGAUUUUUCUCUAUUGUAUACGAAUGUUACGCCUAUUGAUUAUAGCGAAUGGAAGAGGAUUAGAGAUUUAUUGAUGAACCAAUUUGAUAUGCACAAAAUUAAAAAUGCAGAAGAAUUGGGACUUAUUAAUAGUUUGAAAUCUGGUGAUCUGAGCAACGAGAAACAAGAUUUUUUGCUUAUGUACUUAUUAGUACACUUGCUUCCACCAAAAUCUAGAGGAAGAAAGAGAAAAGCAACGAGUGAAAAUCAAGAAAUUGUUAAUCAAGCAUCAUCGAAAAAAUCUCUAGAGGAAAGAAGAGAAUCAUUUAUUUUGCAUGUUGAGAGUGAUGCUGAAGUAGAGCCCAAGAUACUAGAAUUAAAAAAACGUCUACAGAUUGCAAAAGAGACGUUUCAACCUCUUAUAAUAGCGGUGGGCAGAAAUCUUACAAGUAUAGAGUCCUACCAUAUAGCUGUGAAUGAUCAGUUGUACGAGUUAAGUAACUGUUUAGAAACAGUUGUAGUUGCUUUGAAAAUAUUUUUCAGUUUAGACUGUGAGUACCCCGAAAAUACGCAAGUAAUUUGGAAGUUCUUACAACAAGUUUUGUUAAAUAUUAAGGAAGAAAAGGUUGUUACCGUACAGAUGAAAACUUAUUUCGGUCUUAUUAAAAUUUUGCAAGACAAUAUUUAAAAAUGAUUACGUGUAAAAAUUGUUUUUUAGAGUAUGAAAACUCGAGCGAACUUUAUGAUCACAUUGUAAUAUUUCAUAAGGAUUUGCAGAGUUAUAGUUGUAUGUUUGAAAAUUGUAAUCGCGUUUAUAAACUGUUGAAUUCGUUAAAAAAACACGUAGGGAAUAAGCACAUUGUUGUCCCUGUCAGAACUCAAAGCCCUCCUCCUGAACAGUUUUUUACUGACCAAAAUUUUCAACACAAUGUUCAGAGAGAAGAAGAAAUCCUUGACAGCGACAAUGACAUGAGCGACGACGACGUUUAUGAAAAUUUUCAGUCUGUUGAAAAUGAAAGUUUCGAUGAUAUAGAUACUUAUGAAAAUAUUACCUGGGAAAGUGACUUGAAAAAAGCUGUAUCAGUAUACGUCGCAAGUUUAUUUAAUUUAAAAAAUAUUCCUAGAAAGUGUGUUAACGAUAUAAUUCUUAAGUCGGAGGGAUUUAUAAAAACAUUGUCAAAUAUUUUGAAAGAAAACAUAAAAAACGUAUUGACCGAGUCAAUAUCUCAAAAUUUAGUAGAAUUAAACAAAAUGUUUGACACACUUUCAAAAUCUUUGACGACUGUAAAUUCUGAGCAUAAACGGUUAGUAGUGUUUAAGAAAUUAAAAACGUUCGUACCCCCUAAGUCGUAUAAAAUUGGUGAGAGAAGGGAAUACCGCAAAGUAAACAAUGCUAUGAAAUUAAUGCAUAUCCCAGUUAAUAUUCAAAUGAUUCCUCUCAGAUCUGUACUCAAAUUGUUUUUUGAACUACCUAACGUUUUUGAAGAGGCAAAUGAGUAUAUGAAAAGUUUAAUUUCUGAUGACACAAUUGUUAGCAACUUAGUUCAAGGGAUUUAUUGGAAAAAUCGCUCGAAGUUUCACGGCAAUAAAAUAGUUUAUCCUCUCAUAUUUUAUUUUGACGACUAUGAAAAUAAUGAUCCUUUAGGUUCUCAUAAAGGGAUUUCCAAGACAGGAGCAGUUUACAUAAGUAUACCCUCUUUACCCCCUCACUUCCAAUCCAAAUUAGAAAAUAUCUUUGUUUUUGCUCUAUUCAAUUCGUUAGACCGAGUAAUAUUUACUAAUUCUGUAACUUUUUCUAAACUCAUUGACGAAAUCAAUUAUCUGAACGAUUUCGGAAUUGUUAUAGAUACUUCAUUAGGUACUAUAACAAUUUUCUUUGAACUCGUUCUUUUAAUUGCUGACAAUCUUGGACUCCAUUCACUUUUAGGUAUGACUGAGAGCUUCAAAGCGAAUAUCUUUUGCCAACAUUGCUUAAUAAAUCAGAUCGAAAAAAAUGAUGUAUUUUUAGAAAAAGAUUGUAUUUUACGGACUGUUGACAAUUAUGAGAACUUGUUUUUAAUGAAUGAUUCAAAACAAUCUGGUUUGAAAGAAAAAUGUACUUUUCAUAAGAUAAAUAAUUUUCAUAUGAGUGAAAACAUUUGUGUGGACGUGAUGCACGAUUUGUUUGAGGGCGUGUGUCGGUAUGACGUUGCUUUAAUUUUAAAUCAUUACAUAUUUGUAAAGAAAUUGUUCACUCUUGAAAAGUUUAAUUUAAGGACUCGUAGUCACGAGUAUGGGCCAAAAUAUAACGUAAAUAAACCCCCAGAGAUUCAGGAGAGUUCGGUGAAAAAAGGUUACAUUAUUAUGUCUUCCUCGGAAAUGUUAUGUUUAAUUAAGAAUAUAUGUUUAAUUAUUGGUCCUUUGGUUCCUCAAGAUGAUGAGGUAUGGGAAUUAUUAAUAAUUUUGAAAGAGCUUGUUACAAUGGUAUCAAGUACUAUUAUAGAUCAAUCGUGGUGUAAAGCCCUAGACAUCAUUGUGUACGAUUAUUUGUCAUCGUUGAAUGAUUUAUUUCCUAAUCAUCUGAAACCAAAGCACCACUUUUUAAUACAUUAUGGGAGAUGUAUGUCGUUAUUUGGUCCUUUAUGGAAACUCAGCUGCCUGAGAUUCGAAAGCAAAAACCAAGAAGGUAAACAAAUUUCCAAAAGCACAACGAGUAGAAUUAACAUUAAUAAGACGAUUGCUGUAAGACAUCAAUUAUACUUAAAUUAUAGGUUCUUAACAAAAAAAUCGUCUUAUGAACUUUUUAAAUCUAAAAAAAAAAAUGAGUGUAUUUCAGAUGUUGAUAAUUAUGUACAAUUCAUGAACUUGUUAAAGAACAAAGAGCUUGAACGUUUGGUACUUUUGAAGCAUAUUGAUUAUGCAGAUAAAAGAAUUAAAAAAAAUACUGUUUUAAUAACAUUUUGUGAAAAUGGGCCAAUUUUCAAUAUCGUUCAAGAAAUUGUACAAUAUCAGUCUGAAUAUAUACUCAUUUCGAAAAAAUUAAAAAACUCGAUUUUUGUUCACCACUUGCAGGCUUUUAAGUUAUAUGAUUUUUCUUCGUUCGAGUGGGUAUUAUUGGACAAAUCAGAUAUUGAGAAUUCUAUUAUAUCUUAUCACAUUUUUAUAAAAGAUGGUGUUUAUGUUAAUAAAUCUUGGGUUUAAUGUUUGUAUCGUAUGCAUUUACGAUGAUUGAUAUGUAAUAUGUUAUAUUCAAUAAAUACGUAUUAUUUUAAAAAUUAA
Messenger RNA from Trichogramma pretiosum, 4435 nucleotides. RefSeq lists its product as uncharacterized. The record is from RefSeq and is a predicted model, not a curated record. The transcript is spliced from 8 exons. Lineage: Eukaryota; Metazoa; Arthropoda; Insecta; Hymenoptera; Trichogrammatidae. Bases 945 to 1865 code for a protein of 306 amino acids.